This is a messenger RNA of Eleginops maclovinus (Patagonian blennie), 9034 nucleotides long. It is a transcript of the gene tecta, whose product is annotated as tectorin alpha. NCBI's taxonomy places the organism in Eukaryota, Metazoa, Chordata, Actinopteri, Perciformes, Eleginopidae. The record is from RefSeq and is a predicted model, not a curated record. Gene Ontology annotation, biological process: cell-matrix adhesion. Gene Ontology annotation, molecular function: protein binding.
GAUGAAGAAAUGUGGACAUGCAUCAUGCAGCACCACUGGGGACAAACACAAACCUUAAAGUUAUCUUCGAUAAAUGUUUGAUUUUGACCUGAAACUAAAGUCUAUCUGCCAGGGUUCAGAUGUUGUCUUUAAAACACUACAGAGACCUCAUCGCUACCGUAGCUGUAAGCUAUCAGCCCUGUGCUUAAACGCCUUACACACUUUUGUGGGCAUCAUUUUUGAUAAAUUAACCACGUUUAAGACAUUUUAACAGUUCAUCAUGUCUUCCUUUAUAAAGGAAGGCAUGAUGGGAAACUUAAACUGACAAAAACCCAAAUCCAAAAAUGGGACAAGAAUGCAAGUUGGAAUAAAGAGAUAUCUCACAGUCGAUGAUCCAAAAGGGAGCAGUGUUAACUACUGGCUAAAGGUGGCAGUAAUUACAGAUCUGCACGACGCCUUUUAAAGUUUGAAUUCUUUAUGCUGGUGGAAAAAUGGGGACUACUUGUCUGUACCCUCGACUUUGCCAAUGGGAAGCUUGCCAUACCACUGAACAGCCCCUGAGGACCACUGCAAGGACCUGCGCAAUUCAAACCUGCUCACUUAAAGCCAUUAGUGCCCGAGUAUUUUCGCUCCUCUCCCUCCUGCCUAACAAGGCAUGGAUGGCUCCCAAACAGAAGUGGUAAUGAGGUCCUGAGCAGCCUCGCAGCUUCACACACUGAGACACCGGAGCACCGAGGGCCAGGUCGGUCAGCUGCAGGGAACCGAAGCACAGAGAGUCCCGUAGUCCACCGGCUCACCUGGGACUGUAAGGCAAAUGUGAUCCUGACACAUUGUUCUGGCAUGCAUAAAAGGGCCUUUUCAAGGGUCCUCGGGGGAGACCUGGGAGCCUGAUCUUAAAGGAGUAACAGUGACGUUGGUUUGAUGGCUCUCCCUCCUAUCGACCUUUUUAACGGCCUCGUUUAUGAGAAGUUGUCCUAUGACUCAUGCGACUGUGGCUCAGAAAGGGUUCAGGAAGUGGUGACAUAAUAAGCAAAUUAACCCCCUCUUUCUUUCCUGUUUUUUAAAAGGAUGGUCAGGCCAGGCUGUCCAGUCUUUCUGCUCCACCUCUUCAGCAUCUUUGUACAGUCAGGAGCUCGUACUCGGGACAUCAUGUAUCCAUAUGGACCCAACCACAGGGAUCUAGAAACCCCAAAGAUGGAUGAUGGGAGUUCUCCAGAAAUUACUUUGCUCACUCAUUUUGUUUUCUUCAAUGUUCCAUACCGUACCAUCUAUAUCAACAACAAUGGUGUGAUCUCCUUCAAUGUGCAGGUUAGCCAGUUCACCCCAGAGGCUUUCCCUCUGAGCGACAGCAGAUCCUUCAUUGCUCCACUUUGGGCAGAUGUGCACAACGGCAUCCGAGGAGAUGUGUACUACAGAGAAACCACUGAACCGGAAAUACUGGAAAGGGCCACACAAGAUAUUCGGAGAUACUUUAAAAGCAUGCCCACGUUUACAGCCACCUCGGCCUUCAUUGCAACAUGGCACCAAGUCACCUUCUAUGGAGGAAGCCAGACGACCCCGGUGAACACAUUCCAAACUGUACUAAUCUCUGAUGGCGUGGCGUACUUCAGUAUGUUCAAUUACGGAGAAAUCUCAUGGAGCACGGGAACCGCCAGUGGUGGAGAUCCUUUAACGGGACUGGGUGGGACGACAGCUCAGUCAGGUUUUAACGGAGGAGACAUUGGUCACUUCUUCAACCUGCCGGGAUCUCGGUCAAACGACGUGGUGAACAUUGAACAGACGACCAAUGUGAACACGCCCGGGCGCUGGUUAUUCCGCGUCGACACUGAACUGAUAAAUCCCGCCAAUGGCUGCAGCUACAACGGGCGUUUUUACAGACGAGGGGAAAUCUUCUGGCUGUCGGACCAGUGCUCCCAGCGCUGCCGCUGCCUUGACAUUGACAACGAGGUGCAGUGCCAGGAAGCUCCAUGUGGGCAGCUGGAGACCUGCGAGCAGCAGGAAGGCGCCUUCUACUGCCAGCCGACCCGCACCAGCACUUGUGUGGUCUUCGGAGACCCUCAUUACCACACCUUCGAUGGCUUCCUCUAUCACUUCCAGGGAACCUGCUCCUACCUGUUGGCUCGGCCCUGCUGGGAGGUGACGGGGCUGCCUUUCUUCAGCGUGGAGGCCAAAAAUGAGAACCGAGGGAUGGCCUCGGUCUCUUGGCUUAGAGAUGUGACAGUGGAGGUGUACGGACACAGAGUCAUGUUGCCCAAAGGCAGUGUUGGCGCAGUCCAGGUGGAUGGUUUGAUGAAGACUUUGCCGGUCCAACUGGAGCUGGGUGCUAUCCGGGUAUACCAGUCCGGGGUUGCCAUUGCUUUAGAAACGGAUUUUGGACUCUUGGUGACCUAUGACGGCCAACACUAUGCCUCCAUCUCCCUACCCAGCUCCUACUUCAACAACACUUGUGGGCUUUGUGGUAAUUAUAACGAUGACCCGGCCGAUGAUCCUGUGCUUCCCGACGGCUCGCUAGCAGAAAGCGUAGUGGAGUUAGGGGGCAGCUGGCGAGCGGAGGACACGGACUGGAGGUGUACUGAUGGUUGCGCCCAGAACUGCAGUGUGUGUGAUCCCGCUACAGAAGCCUUCUACUUUCGCCCUGACUACUGUGGACUCAUCAACAAAACCGAUGGACCUUUCAGGGACUGCCGAGCUGUAGUGGACCCUACCGCCUUUGUGUACAGCUGUGUGUAUGACAUGUGCAGCAACCGGGAUAACAUCACCACACUUUGCCAGGCAAUCCAGGCCUAUGCUCUGGCCUGUCAGGCUCUUGGAGUCACCAUACGAUCCUGGAGAUCUCGCACCUUCUGUGCUUUGACUUGUCCAGAAAACAGCAACUACCAAGUGUGCACAAGUGCCUGCCCGGCCUCCUGCUCGGACCUCACCUCCCCCCUGUAUUGCAUCCACCCUUGCACGGAGGGCUGCCAGUGUGAUCCAGGCUACGUCCUCAGCGGGAGUCAUUGUGUACAGCGUGAGGACUGUGGCUGUGAGCAUAACGGCCUCUAUUACCCCCUCAAUAACACCUUCUGGGUAGGUCAAAGUGGGGAAGAAGGUGAAUGUACCCUCCGUUGCACCUGUGGACCCAACGGGGAAGUUUCCUGCUUCAACGCGUCCUGCAAGGAGGGUGAGGUGUGUGUCGCCGAGGUGGGCUUGCUGGGUUGUUACCCGCGGAGGGAGGGAGUGUGCUCAAUCACCCAGAACUCAGUGACCACCUCCUUUGAUGGCACCUUCCUGCUGUUCCCAGAUGACAGCUCUUACUAUCUGCUGAAGCUGUGCAGUCCGGUGCCUGCUAACGGCUCCAUGGUGGAGGUGAAGAUGGGCAGGCGGUUUGUGAACAAAGGCCCCACAUGGAAAAGACCUGUGGUGGUUACAGUGGCUAACAUGGAAGCUCAGAUGGGAGGGUCAGAUUUUGAUAUAGUAAAGGUGAAUGGUGAACCAGUGACGCUCCCAUAUGUCCAUCCGAUGGAGACGAUGAUGAUCUACAAAGCACCGGGUAACGCCACAGUGGUGGAGUCCCGUGGUCUGCUUCGUGUCCAGUACAACCGUCAGGGAUUCCUCAACAUCUCCCUCUCCACCAUCUUCUACAAUGUCACGUGUGGUCUAUGUGGCGUCUUCAACAGCAACGGCACCGACGACCUCCGCCUUCCCAACGGACGCCUGGCGGACUCUACUGAGCAGUUCACGGAGGGCUGGCGCUCCAUCGCCGACGACCUCACGUGUAACGGCGACUGUGACGAUCUUUAUCGGAUGUGCACGGACUUGCGUCUCUACCAGAACCCGUGGAUGUGUGGCAACAUCAACGACCCGGGGAAUAGUUCAUUUCUGGCGUGUCACGCAGUGGUGAACCCCUCGCCGUUCUUCAGGAACUGCCUGUACAACAUGUGUGUGAAGGAAGGGAACCGAUCAGCGCUGUGUUCCUCGCUGCAGGCGUACGCCAGCGCCUGUCAGGACGCUCAAGUGGGCCUCGCCUCCUGGAGGAGUGUCACCAACUGCCCUCUUCCCUGUCCACCAAACAGCCAUUUUGACGAGUGCACCAGCGCCUGCCCUUUGACCUGUGCCAACCUCGACGACCCUGAAGAGCCGUGCCCUCUGCCCUGUCAGGAGGGCUGUCAGUGUGAGGACGGAUUUGCUCUUCGUGACGGCCUGUGCGUGUCCCGAAGCGACUGCGGCUGCAUGAGCCACGGCCGGACGCUGGCCACGAAUCAGACGUUCUGGACGGACUGGGAGUGUCAGGAGCGCUGCUACUGCAACGGCUCAGACAACAGCGUUUACUGUCAGCUCGCGCCUUGCAACCCCGAGGAAUACUGCCAGGAGAGCGACGGCCUGUAUUUCUGCCAGCCCCGCACCGAGGCCCUGUGCGUGGCGGCUGGUUACGGACACUUCCUGCCGUUUGGCGGCGUCCCGUUUGAGCUGCAGAGCUCUUGUACUCUCAAGAUGGCCACCACGGUGUGCGGGACAGACAACAGGGAGCAGGAAACUGUCGGUGGGGCUUUUCCUCAGUUUAAACUGGCGGCUCGUAACGAGGAGAGAGACACAGGCCAGGCCAUUUGGGUGAGGGGCUUUGUACUGGAGGUCUACGAGUAUGAGAUUGAAGUGUCCCGAAGCUACAAAAACACUGUCACGGUGAAUAAGGAGCGUUUGUACGUGCCUCUGAAGCUCGGCCCGGGGAAGGUCCACAUCUUCACCUGGGGCAUGCAGCUCAUUCUGGAGACAGAUUUCGGCCUGAAAGUGGCCUUUGACUGGAACACCCUGCUGCUACUGACUCUACCCCGCGACCUCUACAACUCCUCCUGCGGCCUCUGCCAGGGCAUGCCCUUAUCUCCCCCCACCCUCACCACCACCGACUGGGGCAUGGCCUGGGCGGAGAGGGACACCUUCUGCCAGGUGGGCUGUGGAGACUCCUGCCCUCGCUGUGGCCUCGGAGAAACCAGCUCGCAGAACGACUCUCCUCUCAUGGUGGUGGACGCAAACUCGGACUCGGACAACGGGGCGAAUGCAGUCGAGACGGGGAUGCGUUUCCACAUGGGAGACGGACUGUAUGUGUACGUGGAGCCCGAGGCAGUGAGGUUAUGCGGGCUGAUAGUGGAUCGAGGAGGUGUGUUCGCACGCUGCCACAGCAAGGUGGCGCCGGCGUUUUUCUAUCAGAGCUGCCUGCAGGACACCUGUCUGGACCAGGGAUCCCAGGAUACUGUGUGCAACUGGCUGCAGAUGUAUGCCACCACCUGUCAGACCCAAGGGGUUCCUGUUAGCGGCUGGAGGAGCGACACGCCGUGUGUCCAGAGCUGUCCACCGAACAGCCAUUACUCCAGCUGUGUGUCGGUCUGCCCGCCGCAGUGCGCCCCCGCCCGCGGGCAGAGGGACUGCAGUCAGGACUGUGUGGAGGGCUGCCAGUGCGACCCGGGCUACGUUCGCAACGGAAAGAGUUGCAUCCUGCCGCAGAACUGUGGCUGCUACACUGAUGGCAAGUACUAUGAGCCCAAACAGCUGUUUUGGAACACUGACUGUACCAAGCGCUGCCAGUGCAUCGGACGAAACCUGAUCCAGUGCGACCCGCGGCGCUGUAAGGCGGAGGAGGAGUGUACGCUACGGUACGGGGUUCGGGGAUGCUUCGCUCGCCGCUCCCAGCACUGCGUUGCCUCAGGUGGGGGGGUUUUCAGGACCUUCGACGGGGCCUCUCUGCGACUCCCGGCCUCCUGCUCCUUCGUCCUGUCCACGAACUGUCACAAGCUGCCGGACCUUUCCUUCCAGCUCAUCGCCAACUUUGAUAAGUGGAGCACGCCCAACCUCACCACCAUCUCCCACGUCUACCUCUACCUCAACGAGGAGAAUAUCCUCAUCUCUGGAAGCACUGUCAAGGUGAACGGUACCCCGGUCUCAGUCCCGUUUCUCACGGUGAUGACGCGUCUGUCCACGUCCGAAGGUUUCAUCGUCAUCGACACGCCGCAGGACAUCCAGAUCCGGUACAACCGCUUCAACACGCUGAGCAUCACCAUGGGCCAGCGGCUGCAGAACAAGGUGUGCGGGCUGUGCGGAAACUUCAACGGAGACCCCGGCGACGACUACAUCACCUCCAGGGGGAAGCCGGCCGUCAGCGCCCUGGAGCUCGCCCAGAGCUGGAAGACCAACGGUAUGCAGAACAGUUGUGAUGAGACCCAGUUCGUGGCUCUGGCGCAGUCCUGUGACAACACGGCUGUUCUGGCGCUGCAGAGCGAGGACGCCUGCCAGAAGCUGACCCAGCUGAAGGGCUUCUUCCAGCCGUGCCACGGGCUGCUGGACCCGCGGCCCUUCUUCCAGUCCUGCUACCUGGACGGCUGCUACAACCACCGCAAGGCCCAGGUGUGCGGCUCGCUGGCGGCCUACGCCGAGGCCUGCCGCUCCAUGGGGACCCUCACCACCAAGUGGAUCACCCAGGAGAACUGCUCAGAAUGGAUCUACGACCCCUGUGCAGGAGAGAUCUGCACAAACUUCACCUGCGAGCUGGAGAACGGAGGAGACCUGUGCGGCUGCCCGGAGUUACCCACCAGCACCGGCGGUGAUGACGACAUCAUCCAGGCGGAGGUGACCUGUAAACACGCUAAGAUGGAGGUCUCUAUCUCCAAGUGUAAGCUCUUCCAGCUGGGCUUCGAGCGCGAGGACGUGCGGAUCAACGACGAGCACUGCGGAGGCAUCGAGGGCGAGGACUUCAUCUCCUUCCACAUCAACAACACCAAGGGCCACUGCGGCUCCAUCGUUCAGUCGAACGGGACCCACAUCAUGUAUAAGAACACGGUGUGGAUCGAGAGCGUGAACAACACGGGGAACGUGAUCACCAGAGACCGGACCAUCAACGUGGAGUUCUCCUGCGCCUACGAGCUGGACCUGAAGAUCUCUCUGGAGACCGUCCUCAAGCCCAUGCUCAGUGUGAUAAACCUGACCUUGCCGACUCAGGAGGGGAACUUCAUCACGAAGAUGGCGCUGUAUAAGAACUCUUCGUACAGGAACCCGUACCGGGAGGGGGAGGUGGUUCUCAGCACGCGGGACAUCCUCUUCGUAGGAGUCUUCGUCGAGGGGGCCGACGAGAACCAGCUGAUCCUCAUCGUCAACAUGUGCUGGGCCACGCCGUCCCGCUACAGCAGCGACCGCCUGCGCUACAUCAUCAUAGAGAGAGGGUGUCCGAACAUUAAGGACAACACCAUCGGCAUGGCGGAGAACGGCGUGUCGCUGACCUGCCGCUUCCACGUCACCGUCUUCAAAUUCAUCGGGGAUUACGAGGAGGUGCAUCUCCACUGCGACGUCACGCUGUGCGACUCGGAGACGAGCGCCUGCAAAGUGAACUGUCCUCACAAGAGAAGGAUGUACUCGGAGGAAAGCAACCAUAGAGAGCACAUACUGACUGUGGGGCCCAUCAGAAGGAGGGAGUCGGACUGGUGUGAGGAUGGGAACGGAGGCUGUGAGCAGAUCUGCAGCAGCAAGUCGAGCGGUCCGGUCUGCAGCUGUGUGACCGGGAUGCUGCAGCGAGACGGGAAAAGCUGCCGGGCGGUGAGCUCCAGCUGUAACCUCACACCUGUGUUUUCUCUGCUGAGCGUCAGCGCUGUGAUCUCCGUGUUCCCGGCUCGUAUUCACACUCUGCUCUCAUAACACCCUGCCGGCAGAGGCCAAGAAUCAAAACACAGAAAAAGACUUGAAGAUGCACAAAGUUCAUCAGCGAUUAACUAGCCCGUAGAUUCUGUUACAGUCAGAGAAAUUGACUAAAAGGCACAUUCAUGAUUAAUAUGAGGAUAAGUAAACAGGAAGAGUGAGUCCCCUCCAUGUAAAGCCACUUAUUUGAAUGUGAUUAUCUUCCUAAAGGAAUGCAUUACUGCUCAGUUCUCUUCUACACCGCCAGCAGAUGGAGCCACUGGUGGGCUGUUUUGGAUUAUACUCAGUUUAAGGUAUAUUUAAUGUCACUCAAAUGGCAAACAUCCAAUUUCCAGGGCUCCACAACCACUGCUUUUAUCACACCCUGCCUUACAUUAGACCUUAAUGGUAAUGAUUAAGAGCUAUAGGUAAUAGUUGUUGCAUAACAGACAGAUUUCUAUAGUUGGUUUGCAUUUUCUGGAUACCUAUAUCUGGUAUUUACACCUUUCUCGUCAAUCUCUGUGUCUGUCCUGAUCCUCAAUUAUUAAUCAAGUCCACAUCAAACGUUGUUUUACUGUUAUACAAUAUCUCGAGACGUAACAUUUAUCAAUUAGUUGUUUAAUUUAUUGACAGAAAGGACAUCUUUGGUCAUCAAUCAAUGUUUUUUAGCCACACCAAAUAUGAACAUUUUGCAUGAUUUAAGCCCACGAUUUGUUAGCAUUCAGUUAGCUUUCUUACGGCUGUCUGUUUGGUUGGACUUGACAUUGGCCUCCAAAUAUGUAAUAUUUUAACGUUCCCGUCAGGGUUAGGUACCCAGAAUGCACCGUGGCUCCCAUUCCCUUUAGGCCAACGGGAAUUGAGCGAGUAAACCAAACUUUUUCCUCACUUUAUUCGAGUCUCAGACCUUCAAAAUCUAAUCAGUAAAUCAGCUUGUGGUAUUAAAGAGGCUACAGGUCACGUAAUGCUGUAAUCUUGGAAGUCAACGUGGAGUUAAUGAAUGAAAUAUAUUUAUGUGUGAGGAGAAAUAAACACUCUGAUAAGUUGAACUGGUAUUGUGUUGCUGUAGCGCCCGGCUGUGAGAUAUGCAAUCAGCUGCAACUCCUGCCAUAAACACACUGUCCAUAGACUGAUGUUCUCCUGGUUCAUGUUUUCUAUUUGGCACCUUAUGCGUUUUAAAUGUGGAUAAAAUGUCCUGAAAUGUUGGGUUAGUUUCACAGUCUGUAGGAGUUUUUAUUUUAGCCUGUUUUAUUACCUUCUGUGUACAAAUGUACAGUCUGUCAGUUUGGUGGUUUGUGUCAUGACUUUUGUUUUGGAUUAAUCACCUUUCUCUUUGUGUUUGGUUUUAAAACAUGACCGAGAUAUUUGUGUUUCUUUGAGAGCAGAACCACCCGACUUUUAAUAAAUGAAGACGUUCUCAAUGUCA